GGGAUAGAAUUUUUAGGUGAUCAUGCAGCCUCUCACCCAAGGGCCAAGGAGUUGACGUGCUUUGAUAUCGGGCUGCAUGUCGGGUCGUGUAGGAUGCGCCGGCAUUCUGUACAAAAGCUCCCAUGGAGCUUUAGGUAAAUAGGUAGGUAGGUAGCCUUUUUCUCCAAUAUUCAGCGAACGUAAUCCCAAGCAAUCGGUGUCGCGAGCGUUGUCGAUUCUGCUCAUCAUGGUGUUCUUUACUAAACGGCAAGCCGGCGAUGCGAUGCCAACGCCGUGCCUGGUCACUACAGCCUUGGUAAUUGUUUCUGUUAUUUUCAUGCUCUUAUCACUUGCGGCAACCGCCUUCCGGUUUAAGGCGCGAAAAAUACAGCGCGCGAAGCUACUUGCAGAUGAUUGGUGGAUGCUCAUAUCCUGGGUUUUGGCAUUCUUUCUCAGUAUCGAUGUUUGGGUCUUCGGCUCGCUUACUGGGCUUGACUACUACAAGAUUGAUCCUAUUAGAGGAACGACAUUGUCACUACAGUGCUUGUAUGUGGCUUCCAUUCUUACUCUGCCGGCCUUGACUUCGGUCAAGAUUGCCGUCUUGCUUUUCUAUAAGCGAGUUUUUGCCACGCCAAAGUUCAAGAUUGCCGUCUGGACCUUAGUAACUAUCCUGUUCUGUUGGUGCAUAUUAUUCAUCUUCUUGACGGCCUUUCAGGGCGACCCGCUCGACUCACCAUGGCAACUCAACACUGGCAAAUUUCGCUAUAACAUCACAGCUGUGGGAUAUGCCCAAGUUGGCUCAAGCAUCGCCUUGGACUUCCUUGUCUUGCUCUUCCCUCUCCCUGUCAUAUCAAGACUUCACAUGGCUUUUACGCGCAAGAUAUCCAUCAUGCUUAUCUUCUGGCUGGGGAUCUUUUGCUGCGUCGCAUCCAUAGUCCGAGUAGUAUUCCUCGCGGAGCUACUAUCUGCCGUCGUCGAAGCCAAGGAAUCCAUUGCAAUCCAAUCCAAACAAUUCGUCUUCCUCGUUCUCGAGCCUCACUGCUCCAUUAUAGCCGGCUGUCUUCCGUGCUACGGGUCUCUUCUUGCUAGGUUCGGCGGCCGCGCGCCCGAGUCCCUUGUGCGCAGCGUGCGUUCCAUCAUCUCCCUUGGAAGCUGGGGUUCUCGCCGCGGCUCCCAAGGAUCUGGAGGCAGCAAGAACAAGAUACAGAAAACGGAAAAUGACAUACAGCUGCUAAACUCCGUAAAUAAUGGAGAGAUUAACCAUGAAGGGAGCCAGGUCGAGCUUACCAGUAGAUCACAGUGGCCUGAUUCCCGCCAUGAUGUGCUUGUCCUGGGGGGUCCGAAGGCAGAUGAAGCACUAGAGCGCAUAGUUGAUAGUGAGAUCACACAGGCGGACCUGGUGAAGAACUCUAUCAAUGUCACACACGGUGUUGAUAUUUCUUACGUUUGAGCGUAACUAUAUCAUCUGCCGGAAUCAGAUAUUUGAGCCUCGCUACGUGCCUAAUUACUCGGGUUGGCACUACGGUUUGAAAUGUAGGGUAUUGUUGGAAGACGUGAAGAUCUCUUACUCAUGUAAUACAAGCAGGUAGUUAUUAAUACAUAGUGAACAAGGCUAUCAGCCUUGGACCUGGAUUAGACCCUAUACUGAAUCUAAUACCAUGGUCUAGGUAAUUUUAUAGAUGAAAGGAAUGAUUUGUAUUCGAUGUGGUUAAAGUUAUGUAAAAUAGGUGUGUGC
This is a messenger RNA of Daldinia loculata, 1714 nucleotides long. RefSeq lists its product as uncharacterized. NCBI's taxonomy places the organism in Eukaryota, Fungi, Ascomycota, Sordariomycetes, Xylariales, Hypoxylaceae. The coding region runs from base 227 to 1429 and encodes 400 amino acids. The record is from RefSeq and is a predicted model, not a curated record. The transcript has 6 exons.